GAAAGAGAGAGAGUGAGAGAGAGAGACAGAGAGAGACAGAGGAUAUUUUCCAGGAUUUUUCCAGGGUAUUUGUGAGGAAAACUGCGGGGUCUCAGCAUGGCAAGCAGAUCCAGUUUUAUUUUGCCCCCUGUGCUACUUUGGAUCUGUAUUCUGCUGGCAGACUCAAAAUGCACCAUUAAAGAAAACAAAGCCUUCUGUCUCCUGAGAAACCUGCACGAGGUUCCAGCUUUGCCUCCCAAUAUAACUGCUUUGGAUCUGAGUUUAAAUUACAUCGGUGAAAUCCAUGAGAAAUCAUUCGAAGGUUUGGAAGCGCUACAAAUCCUUAAGAUCCAGCAACAGGAAGUCAAACUUAUCUUGAGAAAGAAUGCCUUUAGAGGACUGUCCAAUCUGAAAGAACUAAAUCUGGGGUACAACAGGGACCUACAAAUGGAUCCGGGAGCAUUUAAUGGAUUAUUCAACCUUCAGAUUCUCAUUCUUUCAGAGUGCAAGUUAAACGAUUCUAUUCUUUCAGGAGACUAUCUGAGACCUCUGGUGUCUCUGGAGGAGAUUUUACUCUCUGGAAAUAAUAUACGUCGAAUCCGUCCCGCUUCUUUCUUUGCCAACAUGAGCAAAUUACACACUGUGGACAUUUCUAAUAACUGGAUUAACAGUUUUUGUGAAGAAGAUCUGUUCCAUUUCCAAGGAAAACAAUUCACUCUGUUCAAAUUGAGUGGUAUCAAAAUGUCUGAUAUGAAUCCAUAUUGGGACUCGUGGAGUAAAUGUGGAAACCCGUUCAAGAACAUGUCUAUUAAGGUGCUUGAUUUGUCUCUAAACAGCUUCAGUGUUGACAUAACAGUGCUGUUCUUUAAAGCAAUCAGAGGAACCAGAAUUCACCAUCUGAUCCUUAAUUCCAGCGGCAGCAUGGGAAAGGGAGUUUGGUACAACAACAUGAGAGACCCAGACAGGAAUACGUUUAAGGAUCUGUCUGAGAGCGGCAUUAAGACUCUGGAUCUGUCCAAAGCCAGAAUUUAUGCUCUUAAGAAUUCAGUAUUCAGUCACAUGCCAGAUCUGAUAGAAAUCUCAUUAGCUGAUAAUGUAAUUAACCAGAUUGAAAGAGAUGCUUUUAAUGGACUGGACAAUUUAAGAAUUCUCAAUCUGUCCAAUAACCUUUUGGAUAAAAUUCAUUCAGAAACUUUUAAUCAUUUACAAAGUCUCGAGACACUGGAUUUAUCUAAUAAUAAUAUAAGGAUGCUUAUGCGAGAGUCAUUUCAAGGACUGAACAGUUUGGUUCACCUUCUUCUCUCAGAAAAUUCCUUACAGGAUGUACACACACUAGCAAACCUUCCACAACUCAAAACGCUCUUCUUGGACAAUAACAAAAUUACAUCAUUGUACGGUCUCCCGAGCCAAACAAGAAACGUCACAACCAUUGAUCUGAGGUACAACAGAUUAGAUAAUGCUGAGAGCGUCUACACCAUCUUAGUAGAAUUCCCCAAAAUUGAAAAAAUAUCUCUUGGAGGCAACAUGUUUUCAUGGUGUACACCUAAUCAGAAAUAUUCAGUGUCACCUUCAAACCAUGUACAAUUUCUUGACCUCCACCUCACCGGCUUACAAAAUCUCUGGGUACAAGGACGGUGUCUGGACAUGUUUGACCACCUUCACCAGCUGCAGAUGCUUUACCUUCAGUAUAACUCAAUUCGUUCUCUUCCUAAAGACAUUUUCAAGGGACUCACUUCGUUGCAGACUUUAGAUUUAUCCUUCAACUCUAUCACCUACAUAUCUAACCCUAACGUGUUCCCGAAAAGUCUGAGGACACUCAAGCUUGCUCGCAAUCAUCUCGGGUCUGUCAAUCCAAAAGCCUUCAGCAGCCUGACCACAUUAGAGUUGUCUGGAAACCGUUUUCUUUGCGACUGCAGCUUGAGGGUCUUCCAGAGAUGGUUAAGUCAGACAGAUGUGAAGCUGUUAAGCCCUCCUGAGGAACUGAGGUGCGAGUAUCCCAAACAGCAGCGAGGGAAGUCUCUCCUGCAUGCCGCAUUGUGCAGGGACAAAAUGUAGUGAAAAGCAUGAGAGGAUCUGUAAAGGUUUAUUUCUUAUUGAUGAAAUCAUUCGAUUGUAAUCAAUGGGACAUGGUAGUGAUUUUGGAUUUUGAUCAACAGAUCAUGAGUUCAAAUCCCAGGCCUGAGAGUAAAGCCUUUAAGAUUAGAUUAGAUUAGAUUCAACUUUGUCAUUGUGCAAGGUAGAGUACAUGUACAGAGCCAAUUGCUUACAUUUACGCCGCUUGUCAGCCGGCGUUAUCCAGAACUGACGAGUGCAUCUUUGAGCUUACGUUCAAUACGAGUCAAAUACUCAAGUACUGUUCAAAUCAGAUACUCGAAUACUUUUACUCAAGUCAUAUUGGAAUUGGUGACUUUGAACUAUCUAUAACUACACUUUUACCUCUGUAGUUUGAUGAUGCUGGGAUUUGAACUCAUGACUUUCCAAACCAAUGUCCAAUGCCUUAACCACUGAGAUACCACUCUCGAGAAAAAUAUUCUAAUCAACCCUUAUCUAGCGUGUGUUUUAAUCAAACCAAUAUUAAUCCAACAAAUUGACCUAAUAAUUAGUUUAGAAUGUAUUAGAUACAAUAGAAGUAGCCUGAUUAAAGCUAUUUAGCCUAUAUGCUAAUCUCAUGUAACCUAUUUACUCCAAGUAUAAUUAAAAUAAUAAUAAUCA
Silurus meridionalis is the source of this 2691-nucleotide messenger RNA. RefSeq names its product toll-like receptor 5. The transcript has 2 exons. Bases 97 to 2034 code for a protein of 645 amino acids. NCBI's taxonomy places the organism in Eukaryota, Metazoa, Chordata, Actinopteri, Siluriformes, Siluridae. Gene Ontology annotation, molecular function: protein binding. The record is from RefSeq and is a predicted model, not a curated record.